Messenger RNA from Chiloscyllium plagiosum (whitespotted bambooshark), 5763 nucleotides. RefSeq names its product activating transcription factor 6 (gene atf6). The record is from RefSeq and is a predicted model, not a curated record. Gene Ontology annotation, molecular function: DNA-binding transcription factor activity, RNA polymerase II-specific; RNA polymerase II cis-regulatory region sequence-specific DNA binding. Gene Ontology annotation, biological process: endoplasmic reticulum unfolded protein response; regulation of transcription by RNA polymerase II. Gene Ontology annotation, cellular component: nucleus. NCBI's taxonomy places the organism in Eukaryota, Metazoa, Chordata, Chondrichthyes, Orectolobiformes, Hemiscylliidae.
GCGACGGGACAACCCUCCGUUUAAAAAAAAACCGAAAGCCGGAGGAUGGAGAGAGAGCGUGAAGCCGGGCGUCAGAGGGAGGAAGACAAAUAAACCGGGAGGAAAAUCGGAACAGAGAAGGAAAAUAAGAUCGGGCGGGGGGAUAGAGAGUGUGAAACCGGUUGAUAAAUAAAGAGAGACAGAGAGCCCUAGGGCAGGCGUGGGCUCGGGACAUGGCCACCGAGUUGAGCGGGUGGCUGAACCCGGUGGACAGUGACAUUGGCGGCGGGUCCUGGGACCUGGACCGGGACUUAGAAUCAUUACUGUUUGAUGAACUAAAUGAUUCCAGUGAUGUGCUUGAAGCUUUGAAAAAUCCAUUUGAUAUGGACAUGGAAAUUGACUUCAGUUUGGAAGUCUCACCUUGGGAUGAUGAUCCUUGGGGACCAACAUGCAACAUGUCUCCAGGCACGCAGAUCAUGUCUGAGCCUCAGUCUCCAGCUUCGAGCUGUUCAAUGACUUCUUCAGAUUCAAUUUUGCAAAACGAAGAACUACUGUACACCUUAUCAUGUCAGUCUUCUCCAGUUUCACCAUGGAGUAAGACCAGUGAUUGUUCUUCUCCAUCAAGAGAGUCAAAGGUGACAAGCUCCCUUGAAGUUAAGUGUGAAGAGUCUGUACCAGUGAAUGUCACGUCAAAUAUUUCAAAACAGAAACCGAUUCAACCGAAGCCCAUCCUCAUUCCAGCAUUAUCUGUGUCACAGUCUAGCCCAACACUCGCUGGAAAAACGAUUAUAAUUCACCCGGUUCAAAAUGUGGUAUCUGUUUUAAAACAACAACCAGUAAAAAUCUGUCCGGUUCCUUCUGGUCAACCAAUUGUGAUCCCUCAGUCGGCUGUGGUACAGCUUCAGCCCCAAAGUCUUCCUGCUUCUCAACCAGUUUUAAACAUGGCUGGUGGAGCCAAUCGUGUUAGCACAGCUCCGCUUAGAGUGCUGACACCUGCAAACAAGAGCACUAUGAAUGGAAAUGCUCCAGUGGGAAAAACUGCCAACUCAACACCUGCACAUGCUGCACCCAUCAACAGGAAGCCAGAUGUAAAUGCAUUAAGACGACAAGAAAGAAUGAUUAAGAACCGUGAAUCAGCAAGCCUGUCCCGGAGGAAGAAGAAGGAAUAUCUGUUGAAUUUGGAGUGCAGGCUUCGAUCUGCACUGCUUGAAAAUGCAAAGCUAAAGAAUGAAAAUGGUUUUCUUCAAAAACAGCUUCAAGAGUUGAUGUCAGAGAAUCAGCAACUAAAAGUUACUACUCCAAAGCGAAGAGCUGUAUGUGCCAUGGUAUUGCUGGCAUUUAUUGCACUCAGUUAUGGUCCUGCAAGCAUUUGGGAGAAGCAUUCUGGUGCACUUCAGUCCAGUGGCAGUCCUGCUACUCACAGUAGACAUCUUUUGGGAUUUUCUGAUGAAAACCGAGCCGGAAGCUUUCAGGAAAGAACUGAAAAGUUUACAGAGGAGAACUACAGAAAUGGAAUUUCAAUCUCCGAUAAAAAAGAUCUAAUGGUGGUUAAGAAGGAGCCUCUUCUCUUUGUCAAACGAGCAUGCCAUCCACAAGUUAAUAGGACAGAAUCACUGAGACUAGCAGAUGAACUCCGUGGGUGGGUACACCGACAUGAAGUUGUCAGAGUGAAAAUGAGAAAAGGAUCCAAAAUGUUUCAUAAAAUACGAACAGUGUCGAAAUCUACUGAUAAGAAGACUGAUAUAGCCCAGUAUGUUACCGGGAUGUACACAAACAUUGAUAAGAAAGACUCAGGGAGUGAAUUGCAAGUGUAUUACGCUCCAGAUGAACGUUAUCCAAACUUUUUUGAAGCUAUUCGUAGGAGAGGCGAUACCUUUUAUUUGAUAUCAUUUAGAAGGGAUCACCUUUUGCUACCAGCUAUUAGCCAUAAUAAGACAACCAGACCGAAAAUGUCUCUUGUACUACCAGCAAUGAAAGUGGGUGAAAGUUUCAUCAAUGACCCAAAAGAUCAUGAGGUAAUGAUGCAGAUUGAUUGUGAGGUGAUGGCCACCAGAAUUAUUCACAUAAAGUCAUCAUCUAUACCUUCCUUUCUGCAAGAGCAGCGGGAAAAUCACACUAAUUCGUACCAGCGUCCAUCACCUGCGCCGACCCAUGCAGCACCGCACAUCAUCACAGAGACCCAUGGGACUGGGUUCAAACUUUACCAAUAGUGCUUGGUUUAAAGCAUAUAACAUCUUGAAUGACUAGAUUGUUUUCCAAAGGGUCAUAGGGUCAACUUAGAAUCUACAGUGACAUGUGAGUUAAUUUCUGUAUAAUUUGGAAAACAAAAUUAAUAGAGAAGAUUUUUUUUAAUUUGUUAAAACCUUAGCUGAUGUAGUACAACUUAAAAACAAAAACAGAAAUUGCUGCAAAAGCUCAGCAGGUCUGGCAGCAUCUAUAGAGAGAAAUCAAGUUAGUUUUUCGGGUCCAGUGAGCCAAGUUCUGAGGAAAGGUCAUGGACCCAAACAUUAACCCUGAUUUCGCUCCACAGAUACCACAUGACCCGCUGAACUUUUCCAGCAAUUCCUGCUUUUUUUUCCUCUGAUUUCCAGCAUCCGCAGUUCUUUCAGUUUUCAGUCCAACUUAACUCAGUUUGAUCUAUGUUAGGUGAUUGUGAAUAUCCACCUAAUUUUUUUUACACAAGUCUAAUUAAAUUUGGGCAGUUUAAAACAGAAAGUUGCUUCGAACAGAUUGUACUUGUGAAAUGCUUGAAGGGGAAACCAACUAUAUCCAUUCUGUGAAAGCAAUAUUACUAAACAUUCUUUUAAUCUUCUGCAAAAUUGCUGUUACCAAAGCCAGCAUACCUAUACAGUAAUUCAUCAGUGUAGCUUGAAAUCAAAAUAUCACAUGGCUACGUGAAAUGAACUCUAAUGCAUCUCAAAAAAAAUUCAAAGACCACUAAAGAGCUUGAUUUCUUUUAAUUCUACUAAUUAAUUAGCAGUUAGUGGAAUAUGAAUGUCCAAUUUUGAAAGCUAAUGUUUUUUAUUGACAAGAAAAGCAGCUGUCCAUGAUUUCAUUCUGUUGCUUUUAUAUCAUUGAUAUUUGUCAAUUCAAUGGAGGCUAGAUCUGUGAUUGCAGCACUUGAAAAAUAUGCUGAAUGACCUGAAGAAGGCCAUGCACAGCAAUGAUGUGAAUGAAUUCUUUAAAAAUCACUGUGGGAGAUUUCAGGUCCAUUCAACACUGGACUUAUUUCCUCCUCUUACCUCCUCCAAUUCUGGUUAGACUCUCUCUGGAGUAUAAACCAAGGUUUCUUAAGAACUCAGGUAACUUGUCCUACUUGUUUUCGUUGUUUAAAUGCAAGCCAAGUGAGUCCAGGCUAUUUGUUCCUCUUCACACACCACACAAAAGGCCAUUACUACAUGAUUUGAUGGCUCUCUACCUGCAGGGCAGAAAUCUUGAUUAACUUUUCUUUGAGCCUGGCAAUGCUGCAGCAAUUUUGUCAUUUUCCAUCAUUGUCCAGGCUGGUAUGAAGCAACUUCACACCACUGAACAAUAAUCAGUCCUCAGUCACUUGCAUCAGUAUCAUAGCAUAUUAUAAUGUGGUUCAUGGGCAUUUAAAUUUAAUUUUGAAUUUCCAGUUGCCUUAACUAUUCUUGUCGAGACUUAGCAGUUAAAUAGAAUAUUCUGUACAAUCAAAUGUAAAUUGAAACACUCAUAUCCAAUAUUUUGAUGAAUUCACCAGUUCACUGGAGUUUAUUAGUUCCUUUGUGAGUGAAUAGCAGGAUUGAUUAAUUGAGGCUCAGUGUUUGCAUUUUUGUCUCAAAAUGCACAUCCCUUCCUCACCCCAUUAUCACCAAGAAUUCCACUUAGCAAACCUAAUUGGUCUCAUUCCAGUAACUUAUUAUUUGAAGUUAAAAAUCACACAACACCAGGUUAUAGUCCAACAGGUUUAAUUGGAAGCACACUAGCUUUCGGAGCGACGCUCCUUCAUCAGGAGCGUCGCUGUUGUGAUUUUUAACUUUGUACACCCCAGUCCAACACCGGCAUCUCUGAAUCAUUAUUAUUUGAAUGCACUCAUUCCAAAGCCAACAACAUGUUUUUUUUGUUUGUUGUUCACACACACUACCCAAGAUUGUUCAAGGUGCAGCCUGAGAAAACUGAUUGUGCAUGCUAAGUUCAGGGAUUUUUAAUUUGUUUCUUACCUACAGCUCAAGAAUUGUGAACUUUUAAAUAAUGUUGCACUUAGCUACAUUUUUGAUGUUCAUGCUUUCCUCCUUGAUAUCAUUUACUUUGAGAUUCAGUCUUUCCAGCUAGUUCUGGAGAAGCUGUGAAGUUGCAAAUGUUCUUAUGCAAUAUUAAAGUUUAUCGUUGGUUUUGUCAAGAAAUUCAUGUCUGCAUUUACAACAUCAUUAAAAUUGAUGUUCUGUGGUAAACCUUGUGACAUCUUCAUGACCUGUUGUUGAACUUAGGUUUUCUUUUGCUUUCGCAAGUGCAAUGCAAAAGGACUCUAUCCUUUGGAUCAUGAUCAACUGACACCAAAGUGAGUCUAAUGUCUCUUAUACACAGAGCAUGUUUCCUGAUAUGAAUUUCAAGAAGACUGAAAUUUGCAGCAGGAGUAAAAGCUUUCAGAAGAUCUUAUGGUAUUGGCCUUUGUUUUGGGAGCCACCUCCAGCUUUGAGGAAGGGAGCUUAACCACGAAUCAUUAUAACAUUGGUUUAUUAAAGGAGAUAGUUGUUGGCUGUCUAUAUAAUUCCAAAUCUGGACCAUUAAAUUCUCUGUCAUCAUCAUCCCACUUCCUCAUGCCAAAAAUAAAACUCCCUUUUUGCUUGAACUGUGGCUUUGAUCAAUAUCCAUGAGCGAGCACAUAAAGUAUGCUUAAAGAAAUGCACCCCAAAUACACAAUCUUGACUGUACAAGUUCUGAUGUUUAAUUGAAGGUAUCUUGCAAAUGCUUUUACUUGAUUUCUUUUCACUGCAGUUUUAUGUUCUUGCAAACUUGAAAGAAGAACAAAAGUUUCUUAUGGGUUAAAAGCAUCUAUAAGUAUCCUAAAUGUCAUUCAUUGAGCCAGUUUUCUAAAUAUUCAUUUGCUCUCCAUGCCUCGUCUCCACCAUCCUUUUCUCCCAAAGUAAUUUUCAGUCUUUCUUCCUCACCCAACUCUGAAAAUCUGUUGAGCCUCUGAGGUCAACACUCUCAAAAGCUAACUUCAACUUUUCUCCUAAUUCAACCCCUGCCGCAGUGCUGAAGCUUUUAUCUGUGUCUUUGCUUCCUCUAAACUUGACUAUUCUAAUACACUAUUUCUGGCCUCCCACAUUCUCAUCUCUCUAUAAACCUGAGAUCAUCCAAAGUUCUGCUGUCCUAACUCCUACCAAGACCCAAUGGCUCCUCUGCGUUCGCUGACCUACUUUGGCUCCCAGUUCAGCUGCACAUCAAUUUUAAAAUGCUUAUCCUGAAAUCCCUCCAUGGCAUCAACCCUCCCUGUGUAUAAUUUCUGACAGCCCAUAAACCCCUGGAUUUUGGCACUCCUCUCACUUUGCUCUCUUCAGAUCCCUGACUUUAGUCAUUGCAUAGUUGAUACCCAUGCCUUCAGCUUCCAAGGCGUGAAGCUGUGGAAUUUCUUCUAUAAACCCCAUCUUCACUCUUUCCAUCUUUCCCCAAUUUAAGAUGCUCCUUAAGACCGACCUGUUUGACGAGGUUCUUUUUCAUUGUCCCAAGUGUCUCUUGAUAUGGCAGGCUGUCAUAUUCUGUUUGUCAAUGCUGCUUUGAAUGUCCUUGAGUGAUUCUCCUCCAUUAAAGGCUCAAUAUAAA